AUGCCGUCUCUGGAAAUUGAUUCCGAACGGAGAGGCUCAGAUGAAGCAGACCCUGAGCUCGUCGAACUGCUUCGCCAGCACCUUGGUCUGGGUGGAAAGACGAACAAGUCUGCUCCUCCAGAGACAAAGGUGCUUGAGGCUGCACAGUACAUUUUUGAUAAUGCAAUUGAUGUUGCAUUGAGUCCGGCGCAGGUAAAGGAGGCUGCUGAGACGAUUUGGCGGUUGAUGCAGAAGAAGGCGUACUCCACGCAGACAUGGUCUGAGCAUGAGCUGCACCCACAGGAGAAGAAUGAGAGUACCGUGGACUUCAUUUUCACGAUGGAUCUUUUGAACUUCAGCUUUUGGUCCGAUGAAAAAGAUGAAUCAAAGAGAUUCUGUAUUGAGUACCGUGGCAGGAAGUGGACUGGAUACUGGAGUCUGGUAGCUGCUCUGCAAAGAGCUCUAGAUGAAGGCAUCCCAAUCACCACCCCUGACUUUUGGGUGAACGAGGCUGAAUGCACCGAUGAGGUCCUUGGACAUGUCUUUCGAUCUGCAACAGACGAGGACAUCCCCCUAUUUGAAGAGCGGGCGCGGUGUUUGCGUGAAGCUGGGGAAGUCCUCUGUAACGAAUUCGGAGGUAGUUUUGUCAACUGUAUCGACGACGCCAACUACUCCGCCGCAGGCCUAGUCAAUCUCCUAGCCGAGAACUUUGCCUGCUUCCGCGACGAAACGAGCUUCAACGGCAAAAAGGUCCGAAUUCUCAAGCGCGCCCAAAUUCUCGUCGCAGACUUAUGGGCCUGCUUCAAUGGUGAAGACUUUGGAGAAUUCCACGACAUCGAUAAAAUCACCAUGUUUGCAGACUACCGCAUCCCCCAAAUGCUGAACCAACUCGGCUGUCUCCGUUACUCGCCUCCCCUGGACUCUCACAUCCGUGGCUUGAAGCCUCUUACGCCAGGUUCGAACUGGGAGAUUGAGCUGCGCGGCACGAGUAUUUGGUGUGUUGAGCUGAUUAAGCGUGAGAUCGAAAAGCGACACCCUGAGGCAAAGAUUGCCGGCAAGAAGGGGGCCACGUACUCGGACUUUGGGGAUAUGGAGCACUACGAAGGCAAGAAAGGAUCCGCAGGAGAAAACUCCCACAAAACAUAUGGGAUCAACGCCAUCUUGAUCGACUUCUUCUUGUACGAUACGAUGAAGAACCUGGAGGCGGAGCAGAAUGAGAGUGUUCCGCACCAUCGGACUAGAAGCAUUUGGUAUUAA
This is a messenger RNA of Penicillium maclennaniae, 1236 nucleotides long. RefSeq names its product queuosine 5'-phosphate N-glycosylase/hydrolase. The record is from RefSeq and is a predicted model, not a curated record. The coding region runs from base 1 to 1236 and encodes 411 amino acids. Lineage: Eukaryota; Fungi; Ascomycota; Eurotiomycetes; Eurotiales; Aspergillaceae. The transcript is spliced from 3 exons.